This is a messenger RNA of Hydra vulgaris (swiftwater hydra), 4241 nucleotides long. RefSeq lists its product as uncharacterized. NCBI's taxonomy places the organism in Eukaryota, Metazoa, Cnidaria, Hydrozoa, Anthoathecata, Hydridae. The record is from RefSeq and is a predicted model, not a curated record.
ACGAAGUUAACUCUUUAACUUUGAGGUAGCAACAAACUCCAGGUUUCUAAUAAUCGUGGUAAGAAUUAAUAUGCUAAUGGCAAUAAUAGAAAACAGAUUUUCAAUUUGUAAACCCUUUUUGCAUAUCAAACUGCUUUACAACUUUUCAAGUUCAAUUUUGUACAGCUGUUGUGCUAUAUGUGUUAUAUCUUUUUAUUGUAUUCUUACACAUACAUCGUACUAAUAGAGUAAUUUACCGUGCAAAAAAUUUCAUUCUUAAUUCUAUUUUAUGGCUAUAGGCAAUAUUUUGUUGUUAAAAAAAAACAAAUUAUUAUUAUUAUGCUUUUCUGUUUGCACAUCCAAAGAUCUUUCUCAUCAUCCUAAAAUUAAGCUUAUGUACUUAGUUUUUUGUUAGAUUUUUUUUUAAUUUGUUUUAUACAUUAAAUGUCCACGUAUUAAUACAACUACGAGUUCUAGAAAAUGAAUCUUAAGUGUUUUUAUUGCAUCUUGAGCGUUAAAGGUUUAGACCUAGAUCUGAACAGUUAACGUCCGUGAUGCAAUAAAACAGCAAUAACUAUUACUUUAGAAUAAGGCAGAAAACUGUAACACAAAUCUUUUUCCCUCAAAAGCUGUAUAUCACAUUAUCGGUGACCAUCACACUUGCAUCACAUAGGAAAGUAAGCAUGUAUUGCUCUUGAAGAUGUAUUUUUUGGAGAAUCGAUGAUAAACUGCAGCAUCUUUUCCAUUUCCAUGUGUAUAUUUUUGUAAUCUGAAACAUUCUCAAACUUAAAUCCAAAACAAUAAAUACAAUUAUUUGUGUUAACAUUUUAAAAAUCUUAUGCAUACUAAGGCAUUUUAUGAAAUUUUUGUUAACUUACACAUAGCUCAUAGUACAGUAAACAUAGUUUGGCUGUUUAAGUAUGUUAAAUAAAGUAUUAAAUUGUUUUAAUCUUUUUAAUUUCUGUAUAUAAAUAAUAUGCUGAUUUGUUUAUUCUAUUAUAGUAUCUAAAAGUGUUUAAUAUAUUUUAACAGUAAUACAAUACAAGCAAGCAAAACCACAAACUUUGAAGAAUGUGUCAUUUUAUAGGCAAUCAACACUCGUGCUAAAAAAAUUUGCAGAAGAUCUAAAUGUUUACGAUUAUACUAUAAACUAAAAUACUACAAACUUAAAAUUGUUGAAAAUUUAUGUUUACCUUUAGCUGACAUUUCAGAAUGUUUUUCAUAAAACAUAGAUUUUUUAUUUGCAAUUUCACUCCUCACAUGGUUGCUGUUCAUAAGUUUUACUUCAAUAUAUAUUCAAUAUAUGUUGUAUGUUGAUCUUGUGCCACCAAAUAAACAUUUCUAAGAUCAUAUGAAACUUUUGCAGUAUGAUUUAUGGUGCUUAAAGAAAUGAAGAAAAUUGGAAAGACUAUUUAUCAUUGAAUAGAGUUGUAAAACCACAUAACAGUAUUAAAAUGGUAUCCAUGUAUUGUCAGAGCACUGCGAAUUGUGUAAAAUUGUGGAAUGUAGAUAAAAAUAUUGAUUAUCACUUAAAAAAUUGAUUUUAAUUCAUGGAUUAGUAAAGUUUACAUUACAUUAUUUACCCGGUUUUUAUAAUUUUACUACAAGGAUUAAUUUGCUACACUUAAGUUAGAGCUUGUGCACUUUUGUCUUAUUUCAUUGAGUUCUAUGAUGCAUCUUCAACUAUUUUUGAUGUCAGUAAACAAAAACAGCUCAAGCAAAAUUCUUAUUCAAUAUUUAGAAUGAUGGAAAAUCCUAGAAACAGUUAAGAAAGAAAUGUUGAUUUAAGUCAGCCAAAGAAGAAGAAGAUUCUUUUAUUCAAAAAGGAAUUUGAUUUUUUGUGACUUAUUAGUUAUUUAUGCUUUCAUUUUUGCGUUUGUUCAAAACAAAAAUUUUUUCAUUAGGUACACCUUGAAAAUAUGCUAAAAUUUACACAAAUUUACAUAUUUAAAAGUAUAUAUAAUCAUCUUUUUUUAGGAAUGUUUAAUUGUGCACAACAUAAUUUCAUUAUUAAUGUAAAAAAAUCUGUUUCAAAAACUCAACAAAAGUGUACUUAUUUUUCUUUCUAUAGGAACCAUUACAAUAAUUAUAAGCCCAUAAGAUAUCAAGGUAGUAGUGAGUAAACCUAAAAAGCUUAAAAUUAGAAGUAAAUGUCCAUGAAAUCCUCCACAAAAAAGCAUCUUCAGCAAGUCGUCUAAUUAUUCCAUAUACGUAAUACUAUAUAUUUAUUUCAACGAUAGGUGUUUAACUGUAUAUAUUGUUGUAAAAAUGGAGGAGUAUGCUAAAACAUUACCGGGUGCAGCUGCAAUUCGGUAUGUUUCAAAGUAACGGCUUGUUAGUGGGGUAGACCCGUAUAAAUUGAAAUUUAGCGAGUGUGACGCAUAUCCUAAAUUACUUCCUUCCGUGGAGUAUCCAGACAUUGUAAACUAUUGCGUCUAGACAAAAAGUGCUUAUACAAUGGAUGAAUUAAAAUCUUAUAAAUCUCUAGAUGCAUACCACCAGUUCGUCAGCGGUUGGGUUUCUGUUUUGGCAAGUUAUGUUGUGAAUAACCGAGUAAAAGCCAAGGUGAGACACUCUCAGAGUAUCAAUAGACCACUACUACAAGCUUGGAUUAUUGCUGAAAAGAGUGGAAACAUUUUAGCUGCACACUGCAACUGUAUGGCAAGUUUAGCUAAAACAUGUACUCAUGUCAGCGCCACGCUUUUUGCAAUAGAUGCUUCUGUGAGCUUAGAGAAUAGCCGAACUGUUACCGAAGAAGCGGCAUACUGGAGGCUACCAUCAAAUGUGAAGGAAGUAAAAUAUUCUAGACUAAAAAACAUUGAUUUUACAUCGGCAACAACAACGAAAAGGAAUCUUGAUAAUAUGUUAUCCCAGACACCUGUUAGACAAUAUUAUUUGCAGCCUCUUCCUUUUGUAGAACCUCCUAACGCUACGGAAAUGAACAACCUUUUUCAAAAAUUGCAUGACACUGGCGCUAAACCAAGUAUACUGUCAAUUGUACCUAACUUUGUUGAAUCAUACGUUUCUAGGUUUUUAUCUUCCUUGCACCCCUGGGUUUGUGAAGGUCUACGAAAAGACCAAGACACAUCAGCAACACUUGAGGAAAUAGAUGAGCUGUGUACUCAAAUUCUAAAUAGUGACACUCUGCUCACAACUAAGGAAGCGUGUCAACUUGUAGAAGAGCAGACAAGAAGUCAAGCUACGAGCCGUGUGUGGUUUAGAUUCCGCGCAGGCAGAAUAACUUCUUCAAAUAUGAAGAAAGCAUGCAUUACUUCGCCCUUAAAACCAUCAAUAAGCACUGUAAAAUCUAUAUGUUAUCCUUCAUUACUUAAGUUUAAAACAGCCGCAACAGACUGGCGGUGUCAGCACGAAACAUGUGCUCUGGACUGCUAUACUAACUUAAUCAAAGAUAAGCACACUGGAUUAAAAAUUUAUAAAAGUGGCCUACAUAUUGACCACAACAACUCAUAUUUAGGAGCAACUCCAGAUUCAUUGGUAUCUUGUAAUUGCUGUGGUAAAAGAGUAUUAGAAAUAAAAUGCCCAUUUUGUCAUCGAGAUAUAGAUAUUCAGGGUUGCGUAGACAAAAAGUCAUCACUGGAGAAAGUUUAUGGCAAACUGCAUUUGAAAAAAUCUCAUGCACAUUAUUACCAGGUUCAAACACAAAUGUUUAUGUGUAAAGUAAAGUUUUGCGAUUACUUUGUUUGGACCAAAGAAAGUUCUCACUUGGAAAGAAUAUACCCUGAUGAGGUCUUCUGGAAUGAAAUUUUGCUUAAAUCGCAACUAUUCUUUGAAAAGGCGAUUCUACCAGAAAUAGUCGGAGCCAUUCCUUCAAGAGCACAACCUUCCUUACUCGAAAAAAUGAAUACUACUACAUUAGAAGUUGAAGCGGCUUUUCCUAAUACAUCAGUAGUUGAACCAGAUAUUUUCAGUACGUCAGUCGGUGAAGCAACUAUUUCUAGUACAUUAGUAGUUAAAGAUGCGAUUUCUACUACAUCAAUGGGUGUAGCCUCUAUUUCCGCUUCAAUGGACUCAGAUUGCAACAUCGAAUUAUUCUGUUUAUGUCAAACGCCUAACGAUGAUUAAAAAAUUAACUCUUCACCUAAGGGAGCAUGGUGUUGCCCCGAGUGUCGUAUUUUGCUACAGUAUAAAAAGACAUUUAUGUCCGCUAAAAGUAAGUCAAUCAUAAAAGAUUAAACAAACAUAAAAAAAUAUUUAUAUUUUUAUGUCAUCCUUGUUAUAUUUUAAACAAUAUAAUAUAGUUU